This is a messenger RNA of Toxotes jaculatrix (banded archerfish), 1608 nucleotides long. RefSeq lists its product as uncharacterized. NCBI's taxonomy places the organism in Eukaryota, Metazoa, Chordata, Actinopteri, Toxotidae. Bases 274 to 1041 code for a protein of 255 amino acids. The record is from RefSeq and is a predicted model, not a curated record. The transcript has 6 exons. Gene Ontology annotation, molecular function: peroxiredoxin activity.
CGGGGACAGACAGCAGGCGUGACUCAGUACUGCUCUAUGAUUGGGUUGCUUGACUAGACGGUGAAUAUAUCAACGAAGCAAAACAGAGGGUUUUUAAAAACAAAACAGGAGAUUAAGGCACUAACCAACUUCCUUAAUCAUUCUGGGAAGACUGUAAACCAUCCGAGCUGACUGCUGGCUUUGACACUCCCUCUGGCAGCUUUCCUGUACUUUCCAGACCGACGAGGAGAAACUAAACCCAAAAAACAAGCCUGUUUUUCUCAGCUGACAGUCAUGGCGAGUAACCUCGUCUCCAGGUUGUUUCGUCCUUCCGUCUUCACACAGUUCGCGUCUCUCCGGGCGGGCUGCAUGUCGCCGGGAAAGAAGGCGGCGGCGGCGGCGGCAGUGAUGGUAGCGGGGACCAGACAUUUCUCCAGCGACCCUCCUCCGGAGAAGAUCAGUCGCUAUCCAGUUCCUUAUAAGAAGGACUUACCUUAUGAUAUAGUGGAGCUUAUGGAGGAAGUGGAGUCAAAGGGAGGCUUUUUGCCAAAUGUCUUCAAAGUCCUCUCUCACAGGCCAGCAGAGUUCAGAGCUUUCUUCGCAUACUACAAUGAACUAAUGAAUAAGGAGACAGGCAGAUUAACCAAGGCAGAUCGUGAGCUGAUUGUAGUGGCAACCAGCAUCCACAACAAGUGUCUUUACUGUGUGGUAUCCCACAGUGCACUGCACCGCAUCUACUCUAAGAAACCCACUCUUUCUGAUCAGGUCAUUGUUAACUAUGAGAAUGCAGAGCUGGAACCUCGGGAGCGUGCCAUACUGGACUUUGCGAUGGCUGUGUGUCGUUGCGACACCAUCACAGACCAGCACUUCCAAUCUUUGGAGGAAGUGGGCUUUGACCGAGAAGAUGCCUGGGACAUUGCUGCCAUUGCUGCUUUCUUUGCCAUGUCCAACCGGCUCGCUCACCUCACCGACAUGAGGCCAAACCUAGAAUUUUACAACAUGGGCCGUAUACCACGGGACAAGAGCAAGGACAAGGACAAGACAGGGAGAGAGGGCAAGUGAAAAGGGGGGUCAUGUUACCGACAAGAUUAUGAGAGGUCAAAGGUCAUAUGUUACUCUAACAAUAUGUUCACACUGUAGCUAGCUGUUGUCUCAUUUCUGUUUUUUUUUUUUUCUUCCCGCUUACAUGUGAAAAAUCAGAUGUUUUCCAAUUUAUGUUGAAAUGAGGUGCAAUAGCCCUAAAAAUUGAGAAAUUCUUAAAUUUUCUUCAUAAUGUGAAAUUUUACAUGUGAAUGAUUCAGGCCGUUAAAAUUCUGUUGAGUCAAUAUGGUGAAGAGGUGUGAGAGAGACAGUCUGAGUUUGUGAGGUGUGGACCUUGCUGUGUGUUUGUUCUCUGUUUUGCUGAUGACUUGAUCUAAACUUGUGUCUAAAUCUAGUCAUAAUGUUUAUUUACCUUGACAUUUUGAGUUUUAGGUGGUUCUAGUGAUCGGGACAAGUAAUUUUUUUUUGCAGUUAUUUGUGUAUGAAACUUAAUGAUUGUACUUUGUGAGAGAAUUUACACAAUACGGGAGUUGUCUUUAAAUUCCCAUAAACAGGAUUUGUUUGUAUAUUAAAACCUAUGAAAACUAA